Messenger RNA from Zophobas morio, 1501 nucleotides. Its product is annotated as ubiquitin domain-containing protein UBFD1-like. The record is from RefSeq and is a predicted model, not a curated record. Gene Ontology annotation, molecular function: cadherin binding; RNA binding. Lineage: Eukaryota; Metazoa; Arthropoda; Insecta; Coleoptera; Tenebrionidae. The transcript has 6 exons. Bases 201 to 1034 code for a protein of 277 amino acids.
GAUGCCAACAUAAAUAUUGACAAAAUCGCUACUUGGAAUAAUUUCUGUGCAGAAUAAAAGCGUUUAUUUAUAAUCUUUUGCUCAUUUGUAUUUGCAUCCAUUCAUUUUCAGUUGCAGUUAUUUCUAUAUAAGUAAUAAAACAUUUUUGGUACCUAUUAACGUUCUUUCUGUGAGUCACACGUUUCGGUCUUCGUUUCAAGAUGGAGUGUGUAGCUAGCGAAAAUGACAGCAAAAUUUCAAACAUCUCUGAAGAGAACCGAACCAAAGACGACAGUGAUAAGUUGAAUGAGCCUUCAGAGUGCAAAAUACCUAAAACUGACAUAAGUGAAAGUAAAUCAAAUGAAGAAGUGAGUGAAGUAAUAGAAGUUAAAGUAGUUUACAACAAAAAGAAAUAUGAUGUAAGUGCACCAGCAAACUGCUCAAUUGCAGACUUUAAAAAACAGCUACAGGGUCUCAUAGGAAUACCUGAUUCCAUGCAAAAAUUAAUGUAUAAAGGACUUUUACAAGAUAGUCAAACUUUGUCCACUGCUGGGAUAACAAAAGGUUCUAAAAUUAUGUUAGUCGGUUCUACAUUAAAUGACGUUUUGGCGGUGUCGUCGGUUAGUAAACAAGAUGUUGCAGAAAUGGAAAAAGCCACUACUGUUAAAGAACCAUUAUGCAAACAAAAAAUACACAGAAAAGUUUUGGAUAAAGGUGUACCUGAAGAUGCAAUGCCUGGAAUUAAAAAUUUGAAGGAAGGCCUGCCUCCCUUGCCUUUGUCUGGAAUGUUGAAUAAACAUGGAGGAAAAGUUAGACUGACAUUUAAAUUAGAAAGUGACCAGUUGUGGCUAAGCACUAAGGAACGUACUGAAAAGCUACCAAUGGGAUCAAUCAAAAGUAUAGUUUCAGAGUCAAUUGAAGGCCAUGAGGAAUACCACAUACUGGGUUUGCAAUUAGGUCCUACAGAAGCGUCAAGAUACUGGAUCUAUUGGGUGCCUGCACAAUAUGUAGACGCAAUUAAAGAUGCAAUUUUAGGUAAAUGGCAGUACUUCUGACUUAGUUGUGCGCGCCAAGCUAACAGUAUUGAGAUCAACACAUUUAAUUUUAUGUUAAUGUAUGUGCAGAGAUUACAUUAAUCUUUUACAUGCAUCUUGACUUAACGGGGAAUCAAUAAAUAGUUUUAUUUCACUAUUGGAUUUAUUUGUAUGAAAUUUUGUACUUUUUGUAGGUUUGCUUUGUGAUAAUGAUACUUGAUAUUGUUAGCAUAACUGCUUUGAAUUCAAGUGAUGAACUCAAUAUUUGUGAUGUAUGUUGAUUGGUAGAGUUGACAACAAGUUCUAAAAUUCUUUGUAUUCACCUCACAAACUACCUUAUUGUUGACUGUAUCAUUUCAACAAAACUGUUAUAUACCUAAUUUUUAUAAAAACUCUACAAAUGAUUUCUCAGUAGUUAUAUGUUAAUUAAGAUUUUCAGUUUGUAUCGUGUGAUUAAAAACAAAUACAUAAUUAUGUUUUAAAUAAUA